UCCCAUUUUGUAGAGAUGAUGGGGAGAUCGCCGGCGAGUGAAGAUAAUGGCCUUAAGAAAGGGCCGUGGAUGCCCGAGGAGGACCGGAUUCUCGUCGAUCACAUUCGGAAACACGGGCACGGAAGUUGGAGAGAACUUCCGAGUUUGGCCGGAUUGAACCGGUGUGGCAAAAGUUGUAGGCUCCGAUGGACUAAUUAUCUCCGGCCGGAUAUCAAGAGAGGCAAGUUCUCCGACGAGGAAGAGCAAACCAUCGUCAAUCUUCACGCGGUUAUUGGCAAUAAGUGGUCUGCGAUAGCGAGUCAUCUCCCCGGAAGAACGGAUAACGAGAUCAAAAAUUUCUGGAACACGCAUUUGAGGAAGAAGCUACUUCAAAUGGGGAUCGAUCCGGUGACUCAUAAGCCGAGAACCGAUCAUCUCGACGUUCUAGCUAGCCUGCUACAGUUGCUUGCUGCGGCCAACUUCAAUAACUUGUUGAACAAUCAACCUCUGGAUAUCAAUGCUCUAAGGCUACAAUGGGAUGCCGCAAUGCUGGCCAAGCUCCAUUUGUUGCAUAACAUGGUCCAAGUCCUCCGUAACCCUUCGACGAUCGAAGCGAUGAACCUUAUAUCCGGACCGACUUUCCGGGAAAAUCAUCAGCUCGAAGCGAAUACCGGUAACCUUCCAUACGGCGGCUUCUCCCCGCAUGAAGUUACGAAACUACAGUCGAAUUUUAUCGACUUAGAGGCUUGUCAACAACAACAUCAGCCAAUGAAAGACUCAUCAUUUACUGUUAAUGUUCCGACUUCGAGUACUCCUCCUCCUCAUCAGCUCCCGGCAUUGAUCUCGGCCUCGCCGGAAUGUCGACCCGCCAUCGUCAAAAACAAGAUUAACCCGAACGAGAUCUCUAAUCCUUCAUCCACGUCAACUAACUUCGAAGCCUGGGGAGAUUUCAUGGAGGAUAUAGCAAGUGACCAUUACUGGAGGGAUAUUAUAGAGUAA
Molecule: messenger RNA, 978 nt
Organism: Hibiscus syriacus
Lineage: Eukaryota; Viridiplantae; Streptophyta; Magnoliopsida; Malvales; Malvaceae
Product: transcription factor MYB53-like
Exons: 2
Coding region: 16-978 (320 amino acids)
Source: RefSeq, a predicted model, not a curated record